Molecule: messenger RNA, 3624 nt
Organism: Trichosurus vulpecula (common brushtail)
Lineage: Eukaryota; Metazoa; Chordata; Mammalia; Diprotodontia; Phalangeridae
Gene: JRKL
Product: JRK like
Exons: 1
Coding region: 636-2240 (534 amino acids)
Cellular component (GO): nucleus
Molecular function (GO): DNA binding
Source: RefSeq, a predicted model, not a curated record
GCGUCCCGGAGUGGGAGGAGCUGGCUGGGCUGUGUAGUGAGGGAGCUGCGCUGGGGGGCCCCUGGCCGAGAGCUCAGAGGUGGGGAGCGGGUCCCCGCGGGGCCAGGAGGGGCGUGGGGAGGCUCUGGCGACCCGGCCGAAGCUACUGGAGGGAAGAGUCCCUGCGGCGUGGAGAGGGGGCGGGGUACGGCCGGCCUGGGGUACCGACCCCGGUGUUGAGUCCCCCGGGGAGAGGGAGGUGGCGGACGCCGGCCCCUCCCCGGCCGGGGCGCUUCGGGCUCAACUUUGAUUCUCCUCGGGGAGCAAGAUACACCUGUCCCAGCCCCGCGUGGGGGCCAUUACCGACUUUGUGUUCUUCCUCCCUCCGCAGUGGCGUGGGGUGGGCAGAAAGAAGUAAACAAACAUUCAUAAUCUGGAUUAUCCGCGGCGACUCUGGGCCUGCUCCCUCCCCCAGCCUGGCUGCCUGUCUGGGUCCUUGGGCCUACCAUUCUCACCCUCUCCUUCCCCUGCAGCCCCUCAGCCAGCCCAGCCUGAAAGGGGUCAGUGCCACAGUAACUGAGUCUAGACCUGAGAAAGUGACAAGUGUGGGAGACGGAGAGCUUUUGUGAAGUAAGAGGGUUUUCCUCCUGUGUUCCAUGUUGAGCGAUUCCCAGGGUCUUAAAAUGUCAGGGAAACGCAAACGUGUGGUGUUGACCAUUAAGGAUAAGCUUGACAUAAUAAAGAAACUUGAAGAAGGCAGCUCCUCCAAACAGCUCUCAGUGAUUUAUGGGAUUGGUGAAACGACAGUUAGGGAUAUAAGGAAGAAUAAAGAAAAAAUUAUAACUUAUGCGAGCAAUUCUGACUCAACAAGUCUCUUGGCCAAGAGAAAGUCGAUGAAGCCGUCCAUGUAUGAAGAACUGGACAGAGCUAUGCUGGAAUGGUUUAACCAGCAAAGAGCAAAGGGGAACCCUGUAUCUGGACCGAUUUGUGCAAAGAGAGCAGAGUUUUUCUUUUAUGCGUUAGGAAUGGAUGGGGAUUUUAAUCCUUCAGCUGGUUGGCUAACUCGUUUUAAGCAGAGACAUAGUAUUCGUGAAAUUAACAUCAGAGGAGAAAAGUUAAAUGGAGAUGAAACUGCUAUGGAUGAAUUUUGUAGCAACUUUCGGGAAUUUGUUCAGAGGGAGAAUUUGCAGCCUGAGCAAAUCUAUAAUGCCGAUGAAACUGGAUUGUUUUGGAAGUGCCUACCAACAAGGACGUCAGCUGUCAAGGGUAAAUUCACUGCUUCUGGGCGCAAGUUAAUCGAAGAAAGAGUCACUGUCAUGUGUUGUGCCAAUGCAACAGGUUUACACAAACUUAAACUUUGUGUAGUGGGAAAAGCAAAAAAACCACGUUCCUUUAAAGGUACUGACACCUCAAACCUGCCAGUCUCCUAUUUCAGUCAAAAAGGUGCAUGGAUGGACCUUUCUAUUUUCAGACAAUGGUUUGACAAAAUCUUUGUGCCACAAGUUCGAGAGUACUUAAGAUCCAAAGGCCUUCAGGAAAAGGCAGUGCUGUUACUGGAUAAUUCACCAACACAUCCAAAUGAAAAUGUCCUAAGGUCAGAUGAUGGCCAAAUAUUUGUAAAAUAUCUGCCACCUAAUGUAGCCUCGUUGAUUCAACCUAUGGAUCAGGGUGUCAUAGCUGUAAUGAAGAGACACUAUAGAGCAGGACUUCUCCAAAACAACUUAGAGGAGGGUAAUGAUCUGAAAAUGUUUUGGAAGAAACUAACAUUAUUAGAUGCUCUGUAUGAAAUUUCAAUGGCAUGGAACAGGGUUAAGCCAGUUACUAUUAUCAGAGCAUGGGACAAAAUUUUCCCUGGCAAUGAAGAGAAAGAUGAUUUGGACUUUGAUGAAGAAGAAAUUUCAGCCACUGCUUUAGCCACCAUCUUACAGCAUACGCAAGGAUGUGAAAAGGUGGACACUGAGAAUAUUGAACAGUGGUUUGAAGUGGACAGUACUGAACCAGGUUAUGAGGUGUUAACUGAUAGUGAAAUAAUCAGAAGAGCACAGGGCCAAACUGAUGAAUCAAGUGAAAAUGAGGAGGAGGAAAUAGAACUGAUCCCAGAGAGGAAUAUUAAUCAUGCAGCUGCUCUCAAGUGGACUGAAAAUUUAUUGGAUUAUCUAGAACAGCAAGGCGAUAUGAUUCUGCCUGACAAACUGGUAAUACGAAAGCUCCGGGCCACCAUAAGAAAUAAACAGAAGAUGACAAUGAAUCCAACCCAAUAACAGUAUUUUAAAAUUUCACUGUGUUGGUAAUUGUAUUUGUGGCUAUUAAUCUGUUUGCAAUAUAGCUUAAUUUUCUUUAAGUGUUCCAAAUUCUCAGACAUAAAUUCAAAUGCAAAAAUGUAUUCCAAAGCCAUACAAAUGGUUUGGGGACUAUUUGUAUUAUUUGUCUUUUCCCUCUCCAUUUCUGCAGAUAAUCAGGACCUGAUAUAUAAAUCUGUACAUAUAUAUGUAUAUGUAUGUAAAACUUAUAUGUCUGUCACAUGUCCCAUUCCUUAUUUUUGACCAAGUGGCAUUUCCCUACAUAUUAAUGGCAAGAUUCUGCAAGUAACAAGUAGUCACUGAGCACCUUCUUUAUAUACCCAGAAUAAUUUUUUGCCUGAUUCAUGGGGCUGCUACAGUUGUCUUUCUUUUGUGCCAACUAUUGCUGCCAUCUUGAACAAUUGUCUUAUUUAUUUAGGUUGUCAGGGUGAAGAAAAAUCUAUCAUAAAACAUUAGAUCCAAAGUAAGUAAUAAUUGUAUUUAACAGUUAAUUUUAAAUUAUCCACAAUAAUAGGGGAAGGAGUGGUUGUGUGUGGAUUUUUUAGACUCAGAAAGUUGUAGUUAUUAUUCCCCUUAACAUUAAUGAUGGUGGCAGGAGGAAAGGCUGUUCUGGAAAUGUGAAUUGUCGGGUAAUUUUGGAUUCUUUUACUAUUAAACUGUUUGGGGAAAAUAGACUUUGAUAGGUGAGAGGAGAACAAGAGUUUCUACCCCAUCUAUUUGUGGGUAAUUGAGAGUUAAGUAUAUUAUCUGAAAAUUUUUGCUAAACCACUGGGUUCACAGUAAAUACAGGGUAUUGUAUAAAGAAAAAUAAAUAGGCUUCUUUUCAAUGAGCCUGCCACAUUGUAGAAAGGACAGGCUGUCAGCCCAAGAAUAUUUAUUAAACAUUCAUUGAGAUCAGAGCACAGAUCUCUACCCCCACAUACCAUCUAUCACGAUAGUUUUGGGGAACAUCAUCCUUCUAAUUCAAAAGCUAUCAAAAGGUCCCAUUGGGGGACUUUGAGAUGCUAUCCAUAAUCAGUUACAAAAAUUCACAUUCUUUGUAAUACAAAAAAAAAAAACCUUAAAAUGGAAAGGUGAAGUGAGUAUUUUAAAUAAGCCAUAUGUUUACAUCCUAUUAAUGAAGAAAACAAGUUAUUUUGGAAAGUUCUAGAUCAUAAGGAAUCUAAUUGUUCUAUGUGUGUUUUAAAGACUGAGGGAAAGGAUGUUUCUUUCUAUUGGUUUUUAAUUCGUGUCAAUCAGGAUUUUGCUAAGAGUUUGCAUAGUGAACUCAGUAUGUUUACCUAAUGUUGCUGAAACAUUCAAAAGACUUAUAUGCGUAUUGUUUUAAAGAGUUUGUAAUUUGAAA